Paramacrobiotus metropolitanus is the source of this 972-nucleotide messenger RNA. RefSeq names its product C5a anaphylatoxin chemotactic receptor 1-like. Lineage: Eukaryota; Metazoa; Tardigrada; Eutardigrada; Parachela; Macrobiotidae. The coding region runs from base 1 to 972 and encodes 323 amino acids. Gene Ontology annotation, molecular function: G protein-coupled receptor activity. Gene Ontology annotation, biological process: G protein-coupled receptor signaling pathway. The record is from RefSeq and is a predicted model, not a curated record. The transcript has a single exon. Gene Ontology annotation, cellular component: membrane.
AUGAACAACUCCACAUCAUCCCAUCUUGAAAGUAUCCUUCUGGCGACCGUUGGCAUUCAAACAGUAGCGGUGUCCAUCUACGCCGUCUUCCUGGUGGUCGUUGUCGUUCUUAACGCACUGGCGGCAUUCUCCGUCUACACCGCAAAAAGCGACCACUCAGCGGCCUUUAGGGUCUACUUAUUGCAUCUGUUCGUUCUCAACAUCGCGGCCAGCCUCAUUAUCGUUCCCUUGGAUCUACUGAAUAUACUGCACACAACAUCCUUGACCUUUGGCCAGUGCGCAUUCUACACACUGUCUAAUUGGCUACUCUUCGCCGUUAUGGCUCAUUCCCAUCUUUUGAUUACGAUUAACCGAUUGCUGGCGGUGAUCCGUCCGUAUUUCUACCGGCGGAGUCAUAGUGUCCGCGCCGCCAUCAGUUCCUGCGCCCUAACAUGGAUGUAUGUGCUGUUGUGGCUACUGCCCUUGUUUGUCUACCGGAUGGCCAGCCACCCGGUUGACUGUCUCCUGGACAUCAUCGAUAUUCCAGCUGCCAUCAGCCGCUCCGUUGUAACAUGGGAAAUGAUGACCUUUGUUGCUGUUCUUUUCCUACCAGUCAUCGGCGUCAUGGUGCUGUAUCCCGUCAUUCAGUGGCGUCGGCAAGCCUUUUUGAGAGUGCGUCCCAUUACAGACAUGCUUAGUCAGGAUAGCGGCCGCUCGGAAGGGAGCGGUAUAAGCCACCGCCGGCGCGCAGUCAGUACACCGGAUCCACGGACUUUCCGCGUCCUGAUGGCGCUAACCGGCAGUCUAGCCUGUUUCUGGCUGCCGUCGCUAAUCUGGGAACUAGUCCAGCCGCUUGUGCAGCACAGCGCGGCCGCACAAGUAUUCGAUACGGUGAACGUAAUUUUUGAUGUUCUCUGGCUGGUGCAGGCCUUACUGGAUCCAGUCCUUCUUAUUUUCGCCUUCAGAGGUUCAAGGCGUAAUUUAUUGCGGUAA